CACCAUCUGAUUAACAACCCUGCACCCACACAGUGAUUUCUACAGGAAAACAUAAAUACAUACGAAGAGGGUUUAUUAUUUUGACUACUGGAAGCCUUGCUGUGUCUCAGUUCAACUUUUGUUUUUAUUGCUGCUGGGGAAGUGCCGAUCUCAAUGCUUUGCUCUCACUCAAUGAUCCUUUAAAAAAAGAAAGGAAAGAAAAAUAUCGCUCCCCCCUUGGAGGCGGCUGAUCUCAAAAGGCAGGAAGAGAGCAUCUGAGCAGCAGUUGCCACCGCGUAUUUUGAAAGACAUUUGUUACGUUUCAGAGCGCUGCAGCCUGUUUCCCCUCUGAAGUUGGCUCCAGCCUUAGCAGCCGCAUUGGAUCCCACAGCUUAUUGCGAGACUCCGGUAUACAAUCCGGAUCUCUGCCCCAAUAUGAUCGCGGCCCAGGCCAAGCUGGUGUAUCAUCUGAAUAAAUACUACAACGAGAAAUGCCAAGCCAGGAAAGCCGCCAUCGCCAAAACUAUCCGAGAAGUCUGCAAAGUGGUUUCGGACGUACUAAAGGAAGUGGAGGUGCAGGAGCCUCGUUUCAUCAGCUCUUUGAACGAGAUGGACAACCGCUAUGAGGGCUUGGAGGUCAUUUCUCCCACAGAGUUUGAAGUGGUCCUUUAUCUGAACCAAAUGGGAGUUUUCAACUUUGUGGACGACGGCUCUUUGCCGGGCUGCGCCGUGUUAAAGUUAAGCGAUGGGCGCAAGAGGAGCAUGUCCCUUUGGGUGGAGUUCAUCACGGCAUCCGGUUACCUUUCUGCUCGCAAAAUCCGGUCCAGAUUUCAGACUCUGGUGGCCCAAGCCGUGGAUAAAUGCAGUUACAGAGAUGUGGUAAAGAUGGUGGCUGACACGAGUGAAGUGAAACUGAGAAUCAGAGAUAGAUAUGUCGUGCAGAUCACUCCGGCUUUUAAAUGCACAGGGAUCUGGCCAAGGAGUGCUGCCCACUGGCCACUUCCCCACAUCCCCUGGCCGGGACCCAACAGGGUAGCAGAGGUCAAAGCUGAAGGAUUCAACCUUUUAUCCAAGGAGUGUCACUCUCUAGCAGGCAAGCAGAGUUCAGCCGAGAGCGAUGCCUGGGUGUUGCAGUUCGCAGAAGCGGAGAACAGACUGCAGAUGGGCGGCUGCAGAAAGAAAUGCCUCUCUAUCCUCAAAACCUUACGGGAUCGUCAUCUGGAACUGCCGGGACAACCCCUGAAUAAUUAUCACAUGAAGACUCUGGUUUCAUACGAGUGUGAAAAGCAUCCCCGUGAAUCGGACUGGGACGAGUCUUGCCUGGGCGACCGGCUCAACGGGAUUUUACUGCAACUCAUCUCCUGCCUUCAGUGCAGGAGGUGCCCACAUUACUUCUUGCCCAACUUAGACCUGUUUCAGGGAAAACCUCAUUCAGCCCUGGAAAAUGCAGCCAAACAAACUUGGCGACUGGCUAGGGAAAUACUCACCAACCCGAAAAGUUUGGAAAAACUUUAGAGGACAAUUAAAAUAUGGGCCUAACCGAUUAGUCUUCUGAUUUUCAGAUAAAGUUUAAACUUCCUGUUCGAAAAGUCAAA
Terrapene triunguis (Three-toed box turtle) is the source of this 1574-nucleotide messenger RNA. RefSeq names its product putative nucleotidyltransferase MAB21L1. Bases 415 to 1494 code for a protein of 359 amino acids. Lineage: Eukaryota; Metazoa; Chordata; Testudines; Emydidae. The transcript has a single exon. The record is from RefSeq and is a predicted model, not a curated record.